UCAGCUGCAGAGAUGAAUAAUCAAAGCAUAACCUAUGCAGAGCUGAAUCUGGUUAAGGACUCAAAGAAACAGCAAAUGAAAUCUAAGGGCACUAAAAGCUCCAUUUCAGUAACUGAGGAGGAAAUAACCUAUGCUGAAUUAAACCUUCCAAAUUCCUCUCAGGAUCUUCAAGGGGAAGACAGGAACCACCACGGCAAAGGUUUACCAUCACCUCCAGGGAAGCUCAUUGCUGGGAUCCUGGGACUCAUCUGCCUUGUCCUGCUCUGCAGUGUGGUAACAAUGAUAGCUGUUAUUCCCUCUAUUGUACCUCUGGAGCAGAACGAUUCAUCCCUGAUAACAAGGAAUCAGAAAGCAUAUCAUUGUGGUCGUUGUCCAAAGGAGUGGAUAACAUAUUCCAACAAUUGCUAUUACAUUAGUAUUGAAAGAAAAGCAUGGAAUGAGAGUUUGACGGACUGUGCUUCUAAGAACUCUAACCUGCUUUACAUAGAUAAUGAAGAAGAAAUGAAUGUUUUGAACUCCUUCAGGGUUUUGUCAUGGGUUGGACUCUUCCAUAGAAGCAAUACUAAUUCAUGGGUGUGGCCAAACGGCUCAACUUUUUCUUCCAAACAGUUCUCAGUAUCUUCAGAGGGAGAUAAGAAUUGUGCAUUCUUGUAUUUUCCUGAAAACAAACUGUCUUCUGAAUCCUGUUUAGAAACAAAAAGAUAUGUUUGUAAGCACCAGGCACUUUAGCUGAACUAUAUUUGGUAUAAUGCUACUCUCACCGACUA
Molecule: messenger RNA, 767 nt
Organism: Diceros bicornis minor
Lineage: Eukaryota; Metazoa; Chordata; Mammalia; Perissodactyla; Rhinocerotidae
Product: NKG2-A/NKG2-B type II integral membrane protein-like
Exons: 6
Biological process (GO): positive regulation of natural killer cell mediated cytotoxicity; stimulatory C-type lectin receptor signaling pathway
Source: RefSeq, a predicted model, not a curated record